CUUUCCUGGCAUCAACCCUUUCGACGAGGAUCAUUGUUUCCGGCUCUGUCGGGAAGGAACCUGUAUAUUAUUCACUCCGGAUCUGUCAUUAAUAUUAUUUCCCUCCCCCUUUCACAAUGUCUAUCUGGGACUCGCUCUCCGGGCGUAAGCAGUCCAAAACCGCAGACCAGUUCGAGUCUCAAGAUGCCACUUCAUUUCUCUCAGAGGCCGCUUUGGCAGACCCUUCCCAGCUUCAUCCAUUAGCCGGCCUGAAUCAGGAUACGCUUGACUACCUUGUCCUCGAAGAUUCCGCACUCGACCAACUGCCCGGUUCGCGGUCAGUUCUACCGUCCAGAGGAUGGUCAGACGACCUGUGCUAUGGCACUGGAACGACCUAUCUUGCAGCACUAACUAUUGGAGGUGUAUGGGGUCUCUCUGAGGGUCUACAGCGGACUCCUGUCACGGCGCCGCCGAAGAUCCGGUUGAACGCGGUUCUGAACUCGGUCACACGGAGAGGACCCUUUCUCGGAAACUCUGCCGGAGUGGUGGCUAUGUUGUACAAUGGUUUGAACUCGGGUCUAGGAUAUAUGCGCGGGAAGCACGAUUCAGCCAAUAGCAUCGCCGCUGGUGCGAUUAGUGGAAUGGUGUUCAAGAGUACCAGGGGAUUGAAGCCUAUGAUGGUCUCGGGCGGUAUUGUCGCUAGUAUUGCUGGUGCUUGGGCUGUUACGAGAAAAGCCUUUCUGUGAACGCUCUCCUGUGCCCUCACUCGGAUCGGCCAAGUGUUGAAUAGUACACUGAUUGCCCCGAAAUUCAUAUCCUCCGCACUUUGUUUCAGCGAGCGGUCGGCGUUUUGUGACCGCUUCCUUCUUUCUUCUUCUGUAUUAGAACGAUUUCUGGUUUCACUGGGCAACUCUCCUCACUCCGGCGCUCAAAAGAUCCGCAUAUCGCAUCAUCCGUGUGUUCGGGACUGGGUAUGAUAAUGGUCUUCUUGUUGUUUCUUUUUUUCCCUGUAAAUAUAGAGGUCUCCGAUUUUUGCGGGACUGAUUGUGAAUUGUAUGCGGGUGGUUCUCGCCAGGUGAACUU
Monascus purpureus is the source of this 1062-nucleotide messenger RNA. NCBI's taxonomy places the organism in Eukaryota, Fungi, Ascomycota, Eurotiomycetes, Eurotiales, Aspergillaceae. The record is from the annotation of a GenBank genome assembly.